AUGUCCACCUCAACAUCUUCGCUUGAGGCGAACCUCGCCUACAAGCCUCAAAUUCUCAAAUUCGGCACCAGUGGUCGACGUGGCUUGAUUGUCGAUUUGACCCAACUGGAAAUUUACAUCAACGUUCUUGGUGAAAUUCGCUAUCUUCAAGCCAUUUCGCCCUCCGAAGGUGGCAUCGAGCGUGGUGAUGACUUUUACUACGCCUACGAUUUGCGCCCCAGCUCAAUUAACUAUGUUGAGCCGAACCGCGGCGGUCUUUGCCAGGCCGUCGAGAAGGCCCUGAGAGAUGCGGGUAUGCGGCCUAUCAGCCUAGGCGCGAUCCCCACACCCGCUCUUACUCUUUUCGCUUUGCAAAGAGGAAAGGGAAGUAUCAUGGUUACUGGUAGCCAUAUUCCUUUCGAUCGCAAUGGCUACAAGCUCAACACCUCCAAAGGAGAGCUGCUGAAAAAGGACGAGCAGCCCAUCAAUGAGUCCGUUGAGGUUGCCCGGAAAGAGCUUCUUGCACAGCCACUUGAGCAGUCUCUUUUCAACGAGCAGGGAAUGCUUCGUGCUGCCACUGUGACCCUUGAGACUCCCAUCCCCGAGGGCAAGAGUGAGUAUAUUCAACGGUACCUUGAUUUCUUCAAGGGCGAUACUCUGCAAGGCAUGAAGCUACUGGUGUACCAGCACUCUGCUGUCGGGCGCGAUCUCAUUGUCGAGCUGCUCGAACUUCUUGGUGCCGAGGUAAUCCCCGCAGGCCGCAGCGAGACUUUCGUCCCUAUCGACACUGAGGCUAUUGACCAAGCUCAACUUGACACUGUCCAAGCUCUCUCCGACAGCACGGGACAAACCUUCGAUGCGGUGAUCUCCACGGAUGGCGAUAGCGAUCGUCCCCUUCUCCUGUCGCCUGAGGAUGGCAAACUCCGCUUCUUCAGCGGAGAUCUGCUAGGCAUGGUUGUUGCCGAAUUUCUCGGUGCUGACGCAGUCGUUGUCCCCAUCAGCACCAACGAUGCCAUUGACCGUGGCCCUCUUGCCAAGGCCCUGUCGCCCAAGACUAGAAUCGGCAGCCCCUACGUGAUUGCCGGCAUGCAGAACGCCGCCCUUAAAGGACGCAGCCGUGUUCUAGGAUGGGAAGCCAACGGCGGUUUCCUCACCGGCUCCGAUAUCGAGCUUGAUGGCCGAAAGCUCCCUGCUCUGCCUACACGUGAUGCAGUCCUGCCAUUUCUUUGCGUCCUGUUUGCCGCACGCAAGCGUCAAACCAACGUCCCGACUCUUUUCAAAUCUCUGCCCGCCCGCUUCAGCAAGGCGGCGGUGAUUCGGAACUUCCCUCGCCCAACGAGCGCAAAGAUUGUUGAGCGCUUUUCGCCUAUCGACAAGGCAGAUCAUGAGAUUCUGUACUCUAAGGAGGGCAUGCGGAAACUCAAUUCUAAUGGAGAGUUUAGAAAUAUGGUUACUGUGGGAGAUGCUCGCCAUAUCUUCCAGAUUCGUCGCGAACUUGAACAAGUAUUCUCUGCUGAAUCUGGCUUUACUCCGGUGAAAAAGACAAACUAUACCGAUGGAGUCCGUAUUACGUUUGAAAACGGUGACGUCGCUCAUAUUCGCCCUUCUGGCAAUGCCGACGAGCUUCGGAUUUACUCUCAUGUGGUAUAUAAAAUUGCCAUCUGCCACCAUUUAAGCAUCUUCUGCAUUGUUGUGUUGAUUGAGCAGAUCAAGGAAAGACUUGCUUGA
Molecule: messenger RNA, 1707 nt
Organism: Penicillium cinerascens
Lineage: Eukaryota; Fungi; Ascomycota; Eurotiomycetes; Eurotiales; Aspergillaceae
Exons: 2
Coding region: 1-1707 (568 amino acids)
Biological process (GO): carbohydrate metabolic process
Molecular function (GO): phosphomannomutase activity; magnesium ion binding
Source: RefSeq, a predicted model, not a curated record